Molecule: messenger RNA, 2284 nt
Organism: Gadus morhua (Atlantic cod)
Lineage: Eukaryota; Metazoa; Chordata; Actinopteri; Gadiformes; Gadidae
Gene: sh3bgrl3
Product: SH3 domain binding glutamate-rich protein like 3
Exons: 3
Coding region: 90-368 (92 amino acids)
Cellular component (GO): cytoplasm
Source: RefSeq, a predicted model, not a curated record
AUCAAGUUGCUGGCGAGUUGAGGGGGGGUUCUACAGGAAGAUAACUGUGCGACACAAGAUACUCAAAGGGGAUUUUGAGAUCGGCAACUAUGGCAAUCAAACUGUACUACACCACUGUGACUGCCUCCCGGGAGGUCAAGUCCCAACAGGCAGAGAUGAUGCGAAUCCUUGAGAGUAAAAGCAUUAAAUUUGAGUUGAUCGACAUCUCGGUGGGCGGGGAGGUGCGAGAUGAAAUGAGGAACAAGGCGGGAAACCCCGCUGCAGUCCCUCCCCAACUCUUCAACGACGACCAGUACUGCGGGAACUUCGAGUUGUUCUCUGAGGCAGUAGAAGCUGAUACAGUCGAGCAGUUUCUGAAGAUGGCAUGAGGGUAGCGCUCCCUCUCUCACCGCAUUGGCCUGCUCCCCGCCCGAUCAUGAAAGGUCUGCAAGCCACUCCAGAUGUUUGUGGCUUGGCCCUCCCAACCCUCCUCCCCUUCCCAAAUUCAAUGCCACAAUAUGCCAAAUAUAUAGAUAUAUACAAUCAUAACAUUAUCACAAGCCCCAAGUCAUCAGCUGAACUUAUUAGACUCAAACUAUAAUCACUGAUGAAAUGAUUCUGUUGUUUAUAAAUGAUCCGUGACAUUGCCACCGAUGUAUUUCUCACCCUUACCUAUUCUUGUUAGUAAUUAGGUCAGUGUCUUUCGAGGACUUCAGCAUGGGACGCUAUAGAGCUAGAGUCUAUUGAAUGACACUCUUUUCAGGCACAAUGCUGGUGUGAUAUAUGGUUUUCUCACAGCAGAUAUCCAAACAAAGGAGACUGUUUUCCGCCUGUUUAUGGUGUUCCUUGUCUAGUAAGCAGCAGAAUGUUAGCACUGCGGCUCGUCCACACACUUGCAUUGGUGGAUUCUGCUGACUAAGACUGCUCUGACUUUUAUUUUGUCUUCGCGCCAAAGGGAAAAGUCUAUCGGUUGUACAUUUACAACAUCUCUUCCCAAUAGGAUGUCAGCAGUAAGAUAGCCCCAGAAUUACAUCAACCUUUUCCAUAAACCAUCUACUUGAUCCGAACCAAACCUAUUUAUGGCACAAAUAAUAAUACUCUUAAUGAUCUCAUCUCUGACUUUUUACAUUCCCAUGUUGAUUAAAGACCAGUAUUGUUGCCACGUUCUAUUAUGUUACCACCAUUUUAUCAGAUAUCAGAAUUAAUCCUUGGUUACACUUGUGGUUAUAUUGUGAUCGGAUCACAGUGGUACCAAGGCCUUAAUCUACUCUAGAAGAGCUGCAUGCAAUCCAUCAUGGAAAACAGCAGCACAGGGAUGCAACAAAGCACUUGGCUUUGCCCAGUUGUCAACACAUAUCUCCUAAGGUGACUUAAACAGCUAAAAAUCGAUUGACUUGCUGUCCUUUAUAUGAACAUUAUCAUUCCAACCAAAUGAACAUGACUGCGGUAUUGCACACACUAGGUGAUUCUAAAAGUUGUGUCCCGACAGGACAAGAAAAAGGCCUGUUUGGACUAAAAAAGCGAUUUAAGCGAGACCUGCAACACUUGUAGCACCCUCAUAAAAAAACCUGGACCUUUUUGGGGUUGCUUUUGUAACUAUCUGACCCAUCCCAAAGAUGCAGUAAUGUGUUUCUAUGCAUUGUCAAGCCAAAUUAAAAAAUUGCAGCACCGUGUUCGAUGACGUUUCAAACCUGGGUGAAGAAUUUAAGAAACAAAAUAUUGGCCAACUGGGCGACUGGGGAAAACUCAAAGGUUUUCUGUUCUGCUGCUUAUUCAAUGCAUAGGCCUUAUCACCUAGUGGCCAUCUUGAUUCUAAACGCUAGCAUGGUGAGGGAGCUGAAUCGUAAUCUAGCCAAGGUGGCAGCUUGGUGAAUAAGUUCCACAGGGUUUUCGGAAUAACCUUUGUGUUCUGUCUUCAGUUUGGUUUCCCCUCAUAUUGGGAACCAUAUCAUUCCUGCAUUUGCUUCCAUGUAUUUUUCUAUCCAUACACGUUUCCAAUUCACUGUUUUAGGCACUUAUUCAAGGACUUUACUCAAUGACAGUCCUCACAGACACAAUGUUUAUGCACUGUUGUGUUGAUUGUAGUAAGCUGUGUUUUUGCCUGUUAUGUGUAAUCAGUAUACCCUGUAUGCUCUGUUUUUAGACAUUCCAUGUCUGUUUUAACCUCCUCCUUUGCUGUUUGGACCCUUUUCCCUUUGGCCAAAAAUUUAAGAAAAUUGGGAAUACUUUGCUGUUGUCUUCCAAGAAGAUUGUGAGAUGUGAUGUAUGGGCUACAUAAAUAAAAAUAUAUGAAAAAAAAAAGGUG